CAGGUGUUUGUGAACUUUGCGAAGGACCAGAGUGACGACUAUCACUCCAAAGACAACUCUGUGAGGCGGAAGGACGUCGCCAUCGAGGUUCCCGCUCUGAGCUCGAGUCAGGGCGGCGCUGAGGACGGGGCGGCACUGAGGGAGAGCGUCAUGUGAUCAAGUUUUAGGAGGCUGAAGCUUCAGCCUGGACUCGACCUGCUGUAGAGGACGCCCCUUCCUCACCUGUCGUGAUGUUAUACUGAUUUGAAUACUGUGGGCGGAGUCACCUGCUGCCUUAUGCCAGUCAAUGCAAAUGAUUUCCUGCGGAGGCGCCAAGUCUGGCCGCCGCCGCCGGCCAGACUGAGUGUUAAAAAACUUGAAUAACGUGUUUCAUCCUCUAAUGAACUGUUCAGGGUCUGAUGAAGAAUCCAAAUCAUUUCAAAUGGCCAAUUUUUAAAAACGUUUGAUUCCGUUUUUAUCAGAGUUUAUUUAUAUAUCUGAGUAAUUGGUUUUAUUUUAGCGAGGCGGCAUUACUGUUUCCUGUAGUGUUUAACAGCCAAUCAGAGCGCUCGAUGCAGAGCGCCGCACAGAGAAGAGUUAAUUGAUUUUCUAGUUUUUGUAAGAAAAGGUGAUAAAGAGCUGAUUUGUUAGUUUGGUGUGAAGCAGUGAAAUACCUCAGCAGCUCCUGGAAGCACACUACAGUAUUGAACAGUUCUCAAACAGCUGAUCAAUCGAUCGAUCGUCUCUCCUUCACAUUCCUGAUCAGACUGAAGGAGCUUCAGCACUUUAUGUGUUCACACCAUCAGUUUGUCUUUGCACUGAAAUCCUCCAUAGCUGUUUGAUUCUCUGAUCAAUAACAGGAAGCGAUUGAUCAAUGUGACAGAGAAGAAGAAGAAGAACUGUUACUGGAGCUCAAACACACAAUAAAAUGAAACAAAUCCUC
Messenger RNA from Morone saxatilis (striped sea-bass), 922 nucleotides. Its product is annotated as phospholipid-transporting ATPase ABCA1. Gene Ontology annotation, cellular component: membrane; intracellular membrane-bounded organelle. Gene Ontology annotation, biological process: transmembrane transport; phospholipid efflux. Gene Ontology annotation, molecular function: phosphatidylcholine floppase activity; ABC-type transporter activity; phosphatidylserine floppase activity. Lineage: Eukaryota; Metazoa; Chordata; Actinopteri; Moronidae. The record is from RefSeq and is a predicted model, not a curated record.